GAAGUUUUACGCGAGCAUACUUUAUCUGAGGCAUUUGAUUGGGAAUCAUUGUGAGGACAUGUUUCAUCGGAGGAAUUCGAUUUAACAUCAUCUCGCAUUGAUAGCUGGUCUGUCGUUAAUGGUCUCCUACUUAAUCCGUCUAAAUGUCAAGCUGUUAACUUUAGCAUGAGACAUGAUCGGCAUUUAAACACCUUUUUGAGAUCUCAUAAUGCUUGUGCCAUUGGCGACUCUUUGAUAAACACAGUGUCGACGGUCAAUUAUCUUGGUGUUACCUUUUCCUCUGAUCUCUCUUGGUCUUCUCACGUUUUAUUGUUAUCGAAGAAGGUUUUCCGUCUGACAUACUAUAUUAAGAGGUUGCAUGCCUUUGGGAUCACUCGUCAUUUACUCCUACAAUUUGUCAAUUCUUGCAUAUUACCUAUUAUUCUGUACUGUUCUCCGUUAUUCUUUCCCGGGCUUUUGAGAAAAGACUUUGCUGUACUGCGGAGAGCGCUGAAGGCAGUUACCAAGUUAUGUGGUGAAUCUUUCGAGACCAUAAUUAAUAUGAUUGUGGAUAGACAUCUAAAGUCAUGCAAAGUCCUGGCAGAUGUUAUUUUAUCAGAUACUAACCAUCCCCUUCACUCAUAUCUUUCUCCUUGUAUAUCUUCUGGUAGAACGAGACGAAAUUACAUUAAAAUCCAAGCACGCAAGCAAAAGUAUAAACGUUCUAUAGUACCUUACCUAGCAAAUGUACUCUGUGAUGAACAGGUUGUUAGAGUUAACCUAGUCAAUAAUCUGCAUUCUUAACAUGACUCUAAUUGGAAAGUUGUACAGUUUUUUUUUCAGAUUUUUUUUAAACCGUUUUUUUUCUUUUGUUCUGUAAAAGAAACUUGUUGAAAUAUUUUUGUGCUGAGAAUUCUAUAUUGUACCAAAAUAUAAUAUUGAAUAAAGCUAUAAAUAAAUAAAUAAAUAAACUAGACAUUACAUUAGAAGCAUUUGAUUCAGAAAGAUUAUGAGAACAUGUUUCAUCAGAAGCUUUUAAUUCAUGAAUAUCAAAAGAACAUGAUACAUCGGAGGCAUUUGAUUUAGAAAUAUCAUCAGGAAUUUUGAUAGACUCAAAGGAAGCAUUUUGAGAACAUACCUCAUUUAAUAAUUUAUUCAAGGUAUCAACCUUCUCAAUCCAGUCUAAUCCUAAUAGAUCUAAAUCGUGCCGAUUUGUAAU
Messenger RNA from Schistosoma spindalis, 1198 nucleotides. NCBI's taxonomy places the organism in Eukaryota, Metazoa, Platyhelminthes, Trematoda, Strigeidida, Schistosomatidae. The record is from the annotation of a GenBank genome assembly.